AAUUUUUCUUAUACAUUAUCUUUUAGUGAAUUUUUUGCUCAUGUUCAUUGARGUCCCAUUAGAUUAGRUCGAAAGUUGUUGUUUCUCAUUUUUUUUCUGAUUUUGCCCCCUCCCCUCCCCCCGUCGCUUAGCUACACGUACUUGUACUUUCACUUUAGCUGUUGAUAAGAGCCUGGGACUUCCGUGUCAUGUCAACUCAAYGCAAACAAAAAUUACGUUCGCUUUUAUCGACAAGGGCUGCUCAAAUUGCCGAAAAAACADGUCUUUAGGAGGAUGAAACCUUAAAGAUUUUUGGACUUUUGUCUUUUCUAAAUGCAUUGUCCUUUGUGUAAAGAAUUUGUCGCUGAAGGCGAGGACCUCCAGUUCCAUUAUUUGCUUGGUUGCUCUGCGUUCUCCGUUAACAGAGAGCCAGAAGASACGGAAAAUGACGUGCCAACGGCUGCGGUGCGAUUUARAUGGGCCAAAGUUGAACCAUGUGUUGAGCGCAUCGUUCAUUUGAUCAGCUCUUUGCAGGGUGAUUCCAUUCCUAUGCAUUGGAGUGAUGUAGAGGGYUUGUAUGAAUCAUCGAUGACUACAGUCCCAGUGGGCAAGCAUUCUUGUCAGUUAGCAAUAGGGGGAGACGUUGUUCCAGUCCAGGAUUUUGAUAUUGAGAGAAAUACAGACGUCAUGUAUAUUAUUCCUUUGGAUCCAGAAGAUGAUGAAGACAUUGAGGAAGAAAUUGAUACUAGAGAGAAUGUCAUUGAUGAUGAUGAUGAUCCAGUAGCUGAUCUCCUUGCAUCAAGAUCUUUCCAGCAUGAUGAACACACACUACCAAACACAGACACAAGACAAGUUCACCAUGGUGAUAGUUACCAUAGUGACGAGGAGGAUAGACAUGUCUCAGUGAAAGAUAGAAAUCCAAUUGAACUCAGCCCUUUAUAUCAAGAGCUUCUGCAACACCAGGUUUUACACGGAGAGCCUUCAUGGAUUCCCUCAAGUGGWAACCAGUCUCCCACUUCCUCAGACAAAGAGUUAGAGGAUCUUAUUCAGAGGGCUAAGGCUGAGAAAGAUCCACCACAGCUUACCAGUCAACCUGUCAAUCCUGAUGAUAGAUUAUUGAAAAGCCCAAUACCGGUGAAACCAAUUGAGUUGGUGGAACUUCCAAGUGAAAAGACUGGAGAGAGUGAGAAUAAUUCAAAAUCAAAAGUUGAAAAAGGCGAUGGCAUAUCUUCAUCAUCUACAGMYACGUACAGUGGAUCCACCAGCAAACGAAGCAGUGGACAUUCUUCACCAAGAAAUAGUCCUCCAUUGAGCAGCGAUGCGUCUGAUGAAAGUUUGCAGUUACAAGAGCAGAGCCUAGAGGAAUCAGUGCCCAGGGUAGAUGAGCUACCGUGUCCUUAUACAGGGACAUUUAUAACCGGCCACUUGCCUGAUAAUGAACCUACURAAAUAGUCCCUAGUCCCCAAGAUAGACGGUCAAGCACCGAAKGGCACCAUUCAGAAACUAGAUCCAGUCCAAAUGGUCAACCACCAAUUGAUUCAAGUGGCCUAUCACAAACUAGAGCCAGCCCAAGAGAUCGAUCUCCAAGUGAUACAGGUGGCCAAUCAGAAGCUAGAAUCAGUCCACUUGAACGUCCAUCGAGUUCCCAAGACCGUCCUCCAAGUGCUAGAAGUAGCCAUUCAGGAACUAGAGCUAGUCUUGAAGAUCGACCUUCUAGUGUCAGAAGUGRCCAAUUAGAAACUAGACCCAGUCCCGAAGAUCGGCCUCUKAGUGUUAGAAGUAGCCAUUCAGAGACURGASMCAAUCCGUUUGAMCGACCUUCAAGUGCUAGAAGCACCCAAUCAGAGAGUAGAAUUAAUCGUGCUGACCAUCCUUUAACCCCUGAACUGAUGCAAAGAAGGUUUUCAGGACCAGGUGGGUAUCCUGUGGUUUCACAAGAAAGACGAACUCCACCCCUAUCAAGUCCAAGGUCUCCUAAUGCUGGCAUAGAGGGGAGGGGUACUGGAUCCAGUCAUCGUUCUCAUAGCUUUACCAGCGCUCCAGGAGAUUUACCAAGUCCUUCUGAACCUUCUCCUAGUAUCAGUCGACACUCCAGCGCAAGAAGUACUCCACAUGGGACGAGAAUUCUACCAGAUCGACCACAAAAUGGGCUCCCUGUGGAUCUAGCGCAUGCACGUGAAAGCCACGCCCUGACAAAUGGUUCACGUGAACUUCUCGAACAUUCUCCACGAAAUGCAUUUGCAUCUGAACCUAGGGACCACAAGGAGUUGAAGGAACGAUGUGCACAGCUCGAGAAAGAAAAUCAAGAGAUGAAAGACGAACAAGAAAGUUUGAGGACUGUUAACAAACUCACUUAUGAAGACUUAAACAAAGUGAACUCAGAUCUUCUGGCUGAGCGAAGUGAUGUUCUCCGACGCAAGACGUAUGGGUCACCGAUGCGUUCUCUGACGGACGACACCAUUCCACAGAUAGAGAACGCCAAGAGAACUCUACAAGAAAAGGUCACCCGUCUCGAGACUGAGAAAAGACGAAGUGAUGUUCUCCGACGCAAGACGUAUGGGUCACCGAUGCGUUCUCUGACGGACGACACCAUUCCACAGAUAGAGAACGCCAAGAGAACUCUACAAGAAAAGGUCACCCGUCUCGAGACUGAGAAAAGAGAYUUGAAACACAAAUAUAACGAUACAAAACUGGAACUAGAGAAAACCAAAGCUGAGAAGAGCAUCAGCGAAUUCAGGUUGACAAAAGCAAGGAGCGAAGCCGAUCUACGUGAUAAGUUUGAUCGAUUCACCGACUACAAGUCAACAACGGACAAGGAUCUUCUGGGCGCCGGUACAGUCAAGACAGGCUCAUCAGGACUGGGAAGCUCCCGUUACACAUGGUCUGACACAAACGUWGACAAUACUUACAAAAGAGGGUCAUAUACGUCCCCUAGCCACGCCCUUCUAAACGGCUCAGCAUCGCGUACAUUAGACGACUACACUCGAAGAGACAGUCCCUCAAUUUACGGGACAUCCCGUAGAAAUCGCGGGACUCUGGAUAAGAAAAUCGACGACGUUUCCGAGCAUCGCCCGAAGUACUCUCAUAGUAGACAUCGGAGUCUUAGUUCGGAGUCGUCCGGGUCAUCAUCGCUGUUGGAGUAUGAAUACGGAGCAAAUAUCCGUAUCCCGUAUGAGGAUACGUCAUAUGCAUCACGUGACAAGAAGGUUGAGUUGAGGGAGUCUGGGACUGGACGAAGGGCGGCUAGACCACACUCUUUUCAUGCUGUGACGUCAAAUCCUACCGACUACGUCACAGACCGCUACAAGCACCACCCCAAAUCAUCCAGCUACAGUACAUCACGAGUGCUGGACAACACCAAACCAUACGACUACGGAAGAACUASUUUCAACUCAUCAUUUACGUCAAACUCGUCGUCUGGUGUUCGAGACUACUCUAAACCCUUCUUACCGAUUAAUUCAGGCGAGAUUCGGCUCGGUAAGCGCGUUGUGGUGAUGCGGUCUUGCGGAAACGUAGGUCGUGGCGUAGUGCGUUACGUUGGCGAAUUGCGGCAACGCCAAGGAUCGUAUAUUGGUGUUGAGCUUGAUAAUCCAAAAGGAAAACACGACGGUACAUUCAAUGGGGAUCGGUAUUUCAAAUGUAAACCAAACAGAGGAAUUUUUGUCAGGUUUGACAAAGUCAUCAUGUGUUGCAACUAGCAUUGCUACUAUAGAAACAAUAGAGGACCAGAAGAAGUUGAUACCAUAGCAACCAACCACAUUCGUCAUUAGUUUCCAUGGCAGUGGCUAAACGCAAUGUUUAUAUAAAAUACCAAAGGCAAAAGCUACAUAGAAAUGCCAACUUGACAAGAUGUGUCCAUGGUAACGUCUUAGAAAUUGAUUAUCUGAUUGCACGUAUAAUUUAUAGUUGCUAUAGCAACAUAUUGACGGUUACUAUGAUAUUUUAUUGUUACUAUAGUGAUGGGCAAUGGAGAGUUUCGGUUUCUCUAGCGAUUGAUAGUUACUUUGCAAAUAGUAGACAUGUAUUUUCAUACAUAUUUUAAGUUUUCAACUCGUACUUCAGCCUACAGUCCCUGACAAUAAUCUUGACAUAUCUAACGCACUGCGGUGUUUGUUAGAAUGUGUCAAGUUGUGCAAGUAUAUAGCUAUUUCAAAAAAGGUUGUCGGAUAAAAUGGCGAAUGUCAAUUGUCGAACGGCGACUGCACGACCGAAAGUAGGCAUGGGCUUUGCUAGUUGAAAGGCAAUAACAACUGAUUUGUAUUGUAAGAUAGUCUGAGGUGAACAUUAACUCCAUUUAGUCUACAUUUCUAUGUAAGGUGAAUCCAAUAGGUGAAAUUUUGUUUAUCAAAACAGUGUAACCAUAGUCCCUUUCGGUCGUGCAAUCUCCCUUCGACAAUCGCCGUUCUCCCCGACAACGUUUUUUAAAAUAGCUGUAUUUUGUACAUAUACCUUUCAAACCUAUCCCACAAGUCAAUGUUGGGUUGUCUUUAAUUUAUAUGCCAUCACGUCAUACAACAUUGUCGUAGCGGAGGGGGUUUGGAUAGAGGAAACGCGAAAUCACAGAUUAUACCACGCCCGUUUUAGGCUCGCAGUAAAAUUGGAUUAUACCAAGAUAAAGGAAUAUUCAAGAAUGCGUAACCAACUUUAUUUCGCUUUGGUUUGGCUGCACAUUAAAUGAGGCGACUGUUCA
Exaiptasia diaphana is the source of this 4670-nucleotide messenger RNA. RefSeq names its product centrosome-associated protein 350. The record is from RefSeq and is a predicted model, not a curated record. NCBI's taxonomy places the organism in Eukaryota, Metazoa, Cnidaria, Anthozoa, Actiniaria, Aiptasiidae.